GUUUCGUGCCCUACGUAUAUAGGGGACGUAGAAUUAUAUGAAGAUUUAGGUCUAAAGUGACUGCGUAGCCCUCAAACACCCCUACAUAUCCCUCCAUAGAUAACGUACUUUUAAUCUUUCCGAGAAUGAACUAAUAUCCAAGUCGACUAUCAAUUCCCCACGCUCGAAUGCGCCCUCCUUCAGCCACGGUUCUCGUGGGGUUUCACGUCAUCCGAAAUGCAUUCCUAACUGGGGGGGCCAGAGGGCAUAAGUCAGUCCUCCACCACAGAUAUAACUAGAAACGCUCUCCUCUAAGAGAUUGUAUUAUUCUCUGGUCCAAAUUCUGAGCUACUUACUUCCGUGUCGAAAAAAAAGAUCCCAAGUCUACCUAGCCACAAUGAACUGGCUCUUCGUGGCAGAUCUUGUGCUUUAUAUCAUCCUCCUCCCCCUCACCGUCUAUAACCUCUGGACCCAUCUAUGGGCCGGGUUCUUAGCAUGGUACUAUCUGGGGGUGUUCUGUGCCGUUCGGGUUAUUGCCGGAGGUCUAGGAGCGGGUAACAGCGACACCAUGGUCGCCAGCAUCCUCAUUGGCGUUGGCACAUCCCCAUUGAUCCUAACCGUUGACGGACUCGUUCACGAAGCUCGCGUGCUCCGCAACCCCACCGCUAAUCCGUGGAUUGGCUGGGGCUUUGUCGCACUCGUAACGGGGGUGUCAGGCGCUGGCGUUGGUCUCUCUGUUUCCGGCGCGCUGGAUAUCUACAACGGCCAUCCUAAACCGAAUAGUCUCGGUCACUGGCAGGCCGGAGCGGCAUUGUUCGUGGCAGCCUGGGCAUUGGAAGUGAUCUGGGCUCUGCUUUCUCUGCUUCCUUUCAAUCGUGCGAGAGACGCUCCACGGGGUCGGGACGGAACUCUGCUUCUGCACGCCUCCUUCGUGGCCCUUGUUUUUAUCGGAAUCCGCGUGAUCUAUACUCUCAUCUUCGUCUGCACACAACGAAUGGACCUCAGUCCCAUCACUGGGACGACAGCGGUGCGAGCCGUGCUUAUAUUCCUUCCGGAGGCAUUGGCGGCUCUGAUGAUUACGAUUGCCGGGCUGAAAUCGCGGAACCGACUGCUCAAGGUAUCGAACUCGUUUGAACCUUGA
Messenger RNA from Aspergillus ochraceoroseus IBT 24754, 1120 nucleotides. RefSeq lists its product as uncharacterized. The coding region runs from base 377 to 1120 and encodes 247 amino acids. NCBI's taxonomy places the organism in Eukaryota, Fungi, Ascomycota, Eurotiomycetes, Eurotiales, Aspergillaceae. The record is from RefSeq and is a predicted model, not a curated record. The transcript has 3 exons.